UCAAUCUGACAGCAAUGAAACAAUCACAACUGAGACCUGAGUUGAGAAAUACUAGCCAGGGAUUCGAUGAUUGUGAGAUUAUUAUAUUAAAUGUACUUAAAAUUGAGGGAAUAAACCUUAAAUCUUUAUUUCAUCACAGUGGUUCUUUAAAGACUAAAAAAUGCCGAGUCAGUAUGAAGAAGAGCGUACGUGGGAAGCUCCCAAUCAUAAUCAAUAUGAGGAAGAUGGAAAUGAAGAUGUUAUUGAAAAUCCUGAGGAAGUCUUACAUGAAUGUCUUGACAAAUUUAAAACUUCAGACUACAUCAUGGAACCAGGCAUAUUCAGUCAACUUAAGAAAUACUUCCAAGCUGGUGGGAAUCCAGAACAAGUUAUUGAACAGCUGUCAAUCAACUACAGUGCUGUAGCACAAAUGGCAAAUUUACUAGCAGAGUGGCUCAUACUCGGAGGUGUCAAAGUGACUGAGGUUCAAGCAAUGGUUGAAAACCAUUUAAAAGAUAUGAUUUUAAAAACAUUUGACCCAAAAAAAGCAGAUACUAUUUUCACAGAGGAAGGUGAAACUCCAGCCUGGUUAACUGAGAUGAUUGAGCAUCCAACUUGGCGGUCUUUGAUUUAUAGACUAGCAGAAGAGUAUCCAGAUUGUCUCAUGCUGAACUUUACUAUUAAGUUAAUAUCUGAUGCUGGCUUCCAAGGAGAAAUUACGAGCAUAUCAACAGCAGCUCAGCAAAUAGAAGUGUUUUCACGGGUGCUAAAAUCGGCGAUAGUUGGAUUCUUGCAAAGUUCUGAUGACUGGCAAAACAGUGUCAAUGAAUGUGCCAAAAUGGUUUGUCACGGUGCACACACAUAUGUAUACAGUCAAGUUAUUGUACAUAUAUUGUCGCAAGAGCCCAGGGGUGGGGCAAUCAUGAAAAGACUUGGUCAAGAAAUAACUCGCUGUGCACAACAAAGUGGCCAUGAUGUGACUCCAAUUACGUUGGCCUUAACAGCUGGAGAAUCCUGGCGCAAUGCUCGCACGGCGUUAGCGGCCAUGCUGUCGCGUGGUGCACUCAACCCAGCUGACAUUUCAGUAUUGUUCAGAGCUUAUACGCAGCAAGAACCGCCGCCAGUACAUUUGCUUAGAAUUCCUCAGUUUUUAGAACUUCUUGUAGACUCCUUAUUCAAAUCAGGAAGCAAAUUAAAUCCUGAACAUAAAUCAAAAUACAUGUAUUUAUUGGCUUAUGCAGCAAGUGUAUGUGAAGGGCUAACACCUGGUAGGCCUGUCAAAGACGAGUUGAAAGCAACUGUGCAAGCUAUCGAAAAAGUACACGCUGUGUGCAGCAGUUCUGCUAGUUCAAGUGAAUUGAUAGCGGAAUUACCGACAUUAUAUCAUUGUAUAAGGUUUCCAGUCGUUGGAAUGGGUGUCCUAGUAUGGGUCGAAUGUGUGGUGACAGAGCCUUCGUAUUUCAAGCUAUGCACAGAACAUUGCCCUGUACAUUUGGCACUGUUGGAUGAAGUUGCAUCCUGUCAUCAGUUGUUGCAUCAUAGAUUGCUUAGGUUGCUUGUGCAACUGUUUGAAUCACCACAGGAUGAAUUGGAAAUUUUAGUACAGUUGGAGUUGAAGAAAAUGUUACUUGAUCGUAUGGUUAACUUAUUGAGCCGAGGAUGCGUCGUGCCUGUCCUGCGUUACAUAAAACAGUGCUGGCAACGUGGUGACACUGAUAUUUCUUUGAUCAGAUACUUUAUCACCGAGGUUUUGGACGCCAUUGCGCCCCCUUAUACACCAGAAUUCGUCCAACUGGUAUUACCUAUGGUUGAGAAUGAAGAAAUUACUGGUACUAUGAGAGCAGAAGGAGAAAAUGAUCCUGUCUCAGAAUUUAUUGUUCACUGCAAGGCUCAUUAUGUUGUAGUUUAAGGAAACAUUCAAUAAAACAAGACUUGAAAACAAAAUUAUAUCUUUAGAACAA
This is a messenger RNA of Trichoplusia ni (cabbage looper), 1940 nucleotides long. RefSeq names its product negative elongation factor D (gene TH1). NCBI's taxonomy places the organism in Eukaryota, Metazoa, Arthropoda, Insecta, Lepidoptera, Noctuidae. Bases 161 to 1888 code for a protein of 575 amino acids. Gene Ontology annotation, molecular function: RNA binding. Gene Ontology annotation, biological process: negative regulation of transcription elongation by RNA polymerase II. Gene Ontology annotation, cellular component: nucleus; NELF complex. The transcript is spliced from 13 exons. The record is from RefSeq and is a predicted model, not a curated record.